AUGGCGGGAAUAGCUAUAGUUUUAGAUCUACUGAGAAAAAACCCAACUCAAACAGCCCAGGCAUUACACUCUUCUGGGUUUUUCUCAGCUAAAGCAGCAGCUGCUGCUGCCUCUGUUGCCGCCGGAGCUCCGUAUGUUUAUAAGACAUUAUUCGGUAAUUUUAGGAUACCAGUUGCCUACUGUGAUGCUGGAACAGCAUGGUCUGAAGACUAUGUUUCUAAUUUACAAAGCGCAUCUCAAAGAUUGUUUCAGAAUGACUCUCUGAAUUACAGUACCAAGGAUUACAAAAUUGAGUUAAAGCCUCUGUUCUCAGCUUUUGAAUGGAGGGCUCUAGCUAUGACAACUUUGAGGUCAUUUUUAAUGUUCUUUUUACCUCUUUUGGAGCCUCGUUCAAACUUGGAAGAGGAUGAUGAUGACUUCCUGCCAGACACUGAAGAAGAGCAGCAUGUAGACUAUGCUGUGCCAAUAAAAAAAUCAGUAAUUCAAAUUGUUCGUGAGACUACUGUUGUAACUACAAGACGGAUUCUAGAACGACUUGCUGUCCAUUAUGUUUCACAGAGAAUGGCAUGGAAACUUCUUAAAGAUGUUCCAAAGUCAGCCAUGAGGAAAGCUGGAAGAAAGUUGCCUACUUUGGUUUUCUUCUUCAGUGUUAGCAGAACAACUUUCAGAGGGCACUUUCUGGGUGUUGCAGCGUCAUGGCUCAUCCAAGUAGGCAUUGAAAUCUACCGAUUUUUUUCUCAUAUGAUAAAGUCUAAAGAAGAAGUUGAUGACAUUGAUACGCCAGAGCAACUUAAACUUCUUGCGACAAAGGUUUCAAGUGCUACUAUCAAGUGUGGUGCAUCACUCGUUUUUGCUUCCAUUGGGGCAGGUAUUGGUGCCACCCUUAUCCGCCCUUCGGUUGGCCAGUGGAUUGGCUGUGCUGCGGGGGAUUUGGCAGGGCCUGUUAUCAUAUCAUAUUGCUUUGGGAGAAUUUUCCCUGCAGAACUUUGA
Prunus armeniaca (apricot) is the source of this 990-nucleotide messenger RNA. Lineage: Eukaryota; Viridiplantae; Streptophyta; Magnoliopsida; Rosales; Rosaceae. The record is from the annotation of a GenBank genome assembly.